AUGGACGUAGAGCCGAAAGGCGCGCUCAGGGAGGCCAGGGCGGACCCGUCCGUACAGGAUGCGCAGCGUUCAGCCUUGUUUGCACAACGGCUUAAGGAAAUCAUCCGUGCACCACGCAUUGUUUUCAGGCGACGCGCCGGCCCUGAAACGCGUAUCUCACGUAGCAACGCGACCGCGGUGAUGUACCUUGGGACGUGCGCGGAGCUCCACCCACGCACCGUUGAGACCGGGCGGCAAGACGUCACAGGUGUAUGGGCUGAACUGGAAAUAAGCCAGAAAAAGGACGUAGUAAACAAGUGUGGAGCCCUUUCUUUUUCGCUCCGCGGGGCGAGACCCCCAUCGGGCGCCAUGCCAAGAACGGGAAAAGAAAAGCCGUGCGUGCGGGGUGCGUGGGUGUUUGAGCUCGUAGCAACGCGUUUCUUUUUAGCACAAAGACAUGCAAGAGGACAACGACAAAACGAAAAAGAAAGGGCGCCUUGUCAGGCGCGCGUCUCCCUGGGUUUUGGUGUGGGUGUUGAUCACGUGGUUGCAGUUUUGUGCGCUUGCGCGUAA
Molecule: messenger RNA, 552 nt
Organism: Lachancea mirantina
Lineage: Eukaryota; Fungi; Ascomycota; Saccharomycetes; Saccharomycetales; Saccharomycetaceae
Source: the annotation of a GenBank genome assembly